GUUUCGCCCCACACUCGUCGGUCAACUUCCAGCGUAAAUGCGUGCGCUCUGUCACGUCCACAUUCAUUCACACAAGUUCAAGCAAGAAACACAACAAGUUAACUAUUUUGUUAUUUAGCUUAAUCAACAAAGUUUGUAGUAGUUUUUAACUGGAGAUGUUCUCGCGAGUUUUUCGUACGGUCGCCGAUGGCCGCGGUCGGCGAAUUUGGAGCGUUGUAGGUAUUGGCGUGGCCGCCGGGGGCACCAUUGCGACAUACUUGCAUCAGCGGGGCGAGGUUCAAAUGGCGGCCGGUUACGGGAGGCGGUUCAUGGCGGAACCGAUUACGCCGAAGGAAGUGCUGGCAUCCAAGGACAUGAAGGCUCAGAUGGAGCUGUUGAUCAUGAAGAUUCAGGCGGACUUUUGCAACGCGCUCGAGGGGGAGGAGAACUUUGGCAAGAAGUUUACCGUUGACCGGUGGGAACGUAGUGAGGGUGGGGGUGGAAUCACGUGUGUGCUUCAGGAUGGGGACGUGUUUGAAAAGGCCGGGGUGAACAUUUCCGUGGUGCACGGGAAUCUACCGAAGGGAGCGAUCCAACAGAUGAGAUCGCGGGGGAAACAGCUGGCGGACGGAGAGUUGCCGUUCUUUGCUGCCGGCGUUAGUGCCGUCAUUCAUCCGCGGAAUCCGAUGGUGCCAACGAUUCACUUCAACUACCGCUACUUUGAGGUGACCGACUCGCAGGGUACUAAGCAGUGGUGGUUCGGAGGUGGAACCGACUUGACGCCAUACUACCUGAACGAAGAGGACGCGAUCCACUUCCACCGGACGUUGAAGGAAGCCUGCGACGAGCACGACAGCUCGUACUAUCCCAAGUUCAAGGCCUGGUGCGACAAGUACUUCUUCAUUCCCCAUCGCAACGAGUGCCGCGGAGUCGGAGGUAUCUUCUUCGAUGACCUUGACGAGCCCGACCAGGAGAGCGCGUUCAACUUCGUUUCGUCGUGCGCCCACUCCGUCAUCCCGUCGUAUCUGCCGCUGGUGAAGAAACACAAGAACGAAGCCUACGGAGACCGCGAACGCCAGUGGCAACUGCUGCGAAGGGGACGGUACGUCGAGUUCAACCUGAUCUACGAUCGCGGAACCAAGUUUGGUCUGUACACGCCCGGUGCACGCUACGAAAGUAUCCUGAUGUCGCUGCCACUGACGGCGAAAUGGGAAUACAUGAACCUGCCCCCAGCGGACAGCAAGGAGAGUGAGAUUACACACGUACUGAAAAACCCGAAAGAGUGGUUACAGAUGCCUCAGAAACAAUAAGCAUUUAUUCCUGUUGAUUUUUUUUAUACAAACCUGCAAUUAAAGUUUACUUCAAGAAGUUCAA
Molecule: messenger RNA, 1353 nt
Organism: Culex pipiens pallens (northern house mosquito)
Lineage: Eukaryota; Metazoa; Arthropoda; Insecta; Diptera; Culicidae
Gene: Coprox
Product: oxygen-dependent coproporphyrinogen-III oxidase
Exons: 3
Coding region: 156-1289 (377 amino acids)
Cellular component (GO): cytoplasm; mitochondrial intermembrane space
Molecular function (GO): coproporphyrinogen oxidase activity
Source: RefSeq, a predicted model, not a curated record